Molecule: messenger RNA, 1270 nt
Organism: Helicoverpa zea (corn earworm)
Lineage: Eukaryota; Metazoa; Arthropoda; Insecta; Lepidoptera; Noctuidae
Product: dihydrolipoyllysine-residue succinyltransferase component of 2-oxoglutarate dehydrogenase complex, mitochondrial-like
Exons: 8
Biological process (GO): tricarboxylic acid cycle
Cellular component (GO): oxoglutarate dehydrogenase complex
Molecular function (GO): dihydrolipoyllysine-residue succinyltransferase activity
Source: RefSeq, a predicted model, not a curated record
GUGCUGUUCGGGGAAGAAACUGUGAACGCGCCUACCUUCCCGGAUUCCGUCAGCAGCGGAGAUGUCAAGUUAAUAAAGAAGGAAGGUGACGCAUUAGCAAUGGACGAGGUUGUCAUGGAGAUCGAGACGGACAAGACUGCGUUACCGGUCAUGUGUCCCGGACACGGCACGCUCACCAAGCUACUGGUCAAACAAGGACAAAACGUCAAAUCUGGAGAACCACUGUUUAAAGUGAAUGUAACCGGCAUAGCACCAGUGAAGGCAGCCCCAGCACCCGCAGCGGCAGCUCCUGCGCCGGCCGCAGCCCCGGCCGCCGCCGCCCCGGCUCCCAAGGCUCCGGCGGCAGCUGCACCCGCCCCUUCCGCUGCCGCGCCUACCACCGUCACUACCACGGUCGUCAAAGGCAGCAAAGGACCGACGGCGGCAGCGUUGAAGGUGUUGGAUCCCAGCAAGGCUAUAUCGGGGACCCGCACGGAGCACCCGGUGCCUAUGAACAAGAUGCGACUGCGCAUUGCCCAACGACUGAAAGACGCGCAGAACACAACCGCCAUGCUCACUACCUUCAACGAAUGCGAUAUGAGCAAACUAAUGGCGUUCCGCAAGGCGAAUUUGAAGACAUUUGUCAAGAAGUACGGCGUGAAGCUCUCUUUCAUGUCUCCGUUCAUAAAAGCGGCGGCCAACGCCCUCAUCGACCAGCCAGUCAUUAAUGGAGUCAUCAUGGACAAUGAUAUCGUCUAUAGGGACUACGUCGACAUUUCUAUCGCAGUAGCGACUCCCCGUGGUCUGGUCGUGCCUAUUCUACGUAACGUUGAUUCCAUGGACUAUCCGGCCAUCGAGCUAGCCAUGAACGAACUGGCUAAUAAAGCCAAGAGCGGCAAACUGGUACCGGCAGACAUGCAAGGUGGUACAUUCACAUUGAGCAACGGAGGUGUCUUCGGGUCACUCCUGUCUAUGCCUAUCAUCAACUUGCCGCAGUCGGCCAUCCUGGGCAUGCAUGCUAUCAUUCAGAGACCUGUCGCUGUAUCUGGCAAGGUUGAAAUCAGGCCGAUGAUGUACCUCGCCUUAACGUACGACCAUAGGCUGAUCGACGGCCGCGAAGCAGUGCUAUUCCUACGCAAAAUAAAGUCUGGAGUCGAAGACCCCACAUCAAUACUUGCUGGCAUUUGAUUUUACUGCAAAUUUAUUAGGUAAUUCUGUCUACACGGGUCUCUUAUUCUUUACUGAUUUUUAUUUAACGGGUUCUGCACCAUUCCUGAGCAUCCCUCCGGAC